UCCACCGUCAACGACUCUUCGUCUCUUCCGCCUCAUAAAACACGCCACGCCUCAUCUGACUCUUCUUCCCCCUUCCUCCCUCCCGAGCUCCGCCCGCCCGCCCGCCGCCGCCGCCGUCGAGUUCGCCGCACCUCUCGCACGGCCCCCACCCCGCGCUUCCUUCCUCGUCGGACCGCCCGCGACCGCGAGCCUGCCUCCCGUCCAAGUUGACGGGAACCCUCGCCGCGGAAGACCGCGGAGAGGUGGGGGGCCGCGUCCCGACCCCGGCGGUGGUCGAUCGGUUCCGGACGAGAGGAGCGAUGCAGGGCGGCGUGUCCGGAUUCCAGAACGCGCCGGUGACGCGGGCCGUCGUCCUCGCCAGCGGCCUCCUCUCCGUCGUCUUCAGCGCCCAGCGCCGCGCCCGCGCCCUCGUCCUCUCCCACCAGGGGAUUGUCAAAAACUUCCGUCUAUGGAAGUUGUUUGCAUCUGGGUUUGCCUUUCAGUCAACACCGGAGCUAUUGUUUGGAGUCUACCUGCUCUAUUACUUCCGUGUUUUCGAGAGGCAGAUAGGCUCUAACAAAUACUCGGUUUUUAGUUUAUUCACUAUCUCAGUAUCAUUGCUUCUUGAGAUCCUAUCUUUGGUUCUCCUGAAAGACACCAACUACCUCAGCACUCUUGCAUGUGGACCUUAUGGCCUUAUAUUUGCCUCAUUCAUUCCAUUCUUUCUUGACAUUCCUGUCACAUCACGAUUUCGUAUUUUUGGUGUUAACUUCAGUGAUAAAUCAUUCAUAUACCUAGCUGGCCUGCAGCUGCUUUUAUCUUCUGGGAAGCGUUCUCUUAUUCCUGGUAUUUGUGGUCUGAUUGCUGGUUCUCUCUAUCGUCUGAACGUGCUUGGCAUCCGCAGGAUGAAGAUGCCACAGGUUAUUGCAUCAUUUUUCGCAAGAAUUUUCGCACCUUCUUCGGGAGGUUCAUCUAGGCCCUCCAGGAGUCUGGUCGGAAACAUGAGUUCUCGUACAAGCCGUGCUGUGCAGAACAAUCAGCCAUCUGGAUUCGCUCCUGUCGUGGAGCCCCCAGAAUCUUCAAUCGCUAUGCUGGUUUCGAUGGGCUUUGAUGGAAAUGCUGCAAGACAGGCGCUAAUGCGAGCCAGAAAUGACAUCAACACGGCCACGAACAUCCUCCUUGAAGCGCAGACUCGUUGAGCUAACUUAAUGCGACUUCCCUGGAAACAUUGCGGGCAGAAUUGGUGAUAUUUCUAAGAUGAGGCAACAUGCUGAGGUCCAUUAGGCAGCAGAUUGGCGACGAAAUGGUGCGCUGCUAAUUUUAUUCACUUGCCACUGGUACCAUGAUUUGAUGAGAAGUUCCACUCGGCUCUUGCUAGCUGUCAGGCGUCUGCUUAGGAAGUCAGCAAACAUUUGCCGUAGUUAACGGGUUAUCUAUGUCAAUAUUUAAAUUUCUCUCACCUUACAGAUGAUGUAUAAUUCCAAAUUCAGCUUGUAGGAUAGAUGAUAUAUAAACAUUGGAAUCAUAGUGUAAAAUUCUUUAGAAAUUUGUGCCUCGUGAUCAGUUCUAGCAUCGAUUCAUGGAUAAGUACUCUAAUCAUGUUUCGGUCAGGAAAACUGAAACCGGAUAAAAUUGAACAAAAAUAACUAAAUUUUUGUUCAAAAA
This is a messenger RNA of Oryza sativa Japonica Group (Japanese rice), 1644 nucleotides long. Its product is annotated as rhomboid-like protein 20. Gene Ontology annotation, cellular component: membrane. The record is from RefSeq and is a predicted model, not a curated record. Gene Ontology annotation, molecular function: protein binding; serine-type endopeptidase activity. NCBI's taxonomy places the organism in Eukaryota, Viridiplantae, Streptophyta, Magnoliopsida, Poales, Poaceae.